Theileria equi strain WA is the source of this 1298-nucleotide messenger RNA. RefSeq names its product choline/ethanolamine kinase, putative. Gene Ontology annotation, molecular function: ethanolamine kinase activity; choline kinase activity. NCBI's taxonomy places the organism in Eukaryota, Apicomplexa, Aconoidasida, Piroplasmida, Theileriidae. Gene Ontology annotation, biological process: phosphatidylcholine biosynthetic process; phosphatidylethanolamine biosynthetic process. The coding region runs from base 87 to 1298 and encodes 403 amino acids. The record is from RefSeq and is a predicted model, not a curated record. The transcript is spliced from 2 exons. Gene Ontology annotation, cellular component: cytoplasm.
AGUUGUAUGAGCUGGAUUACUGUGCUGGUUUUAGGUUUAAACUUCUCUAAAUACAUUUUCUUGAAUUCUACUUUUUUCCCGAUGGAAUGAAUAAACCAGAUAUGAUACAUUAUGAAAAUUCUACAAUGAAUUCUUCAGACAAAUCGCCAAAUAAUACAACUAGUGCACAAUGUGAUGAUUCCACAAAGGGUUGUACUUUAAAUAUCGCAGAUAUGCAUUGCUAUGAUGAUCUGAAGGAUUUGUGUAUCAAAAAUGUUCCAUUCUGGAGUACUGUAUCCAGGAGCGAUAUUGCUGUAGAGAAAAUUGCCGCUGCAUAUACUAAUGAUGCUUAUAAAGUAUCUCUGAGAGCUAACUAUGACACACCCGGUAAUAUAACUGAAGUUAUGAUUAAAAAAAUAUCUCCAUACAAGUCCAUAUUAUUUGACAUUGAUGAUCAUACUUUAAUAGCUGAAUUGCUAGGAAAUCAAGAAUUGGGACCAAAAAUUGUAGGAAAAUUUCAGGGGGGAGUAAUACAAAAAUGGAUAAAGGGAGCACCGGUGACAUUUGAAACGAUUCAUAACAUAUCAACGCUUGCCUCACUGGCACGAUUCCUGGGUAGAUUUCACAGGAUAGGCACUGAGAUUGCACCAAAACACCUAGACAGGACUCCCAUGAUCUUAAGACUGUUGGAUAGGUGGUCAAAAAAAGCCCUGGAUACAGCAAAUAAGCACAACUUGGAUCUUGAUGUAGAAGGAAUUAUCAAUGGAAUCAGCGUAUACAAAAGAGCUCUGAACAAACAUCUUAAAAAUAGUCACACGUUCACAAACAGUGUAGUCUUUUGCCAUAACGACCCUGGUUAUAGAAACGUUAUAGAUACAGGUCACGGGAAAUGUUUCAUAGAUUUUGAGUACUCUGGAUUUAAUUAUGUUGGCUGUGAAAUUUCAAGAUUCUUUUACGAGGCAUCUAUGUACUUUACAACGGGAGUACCACCCUACCUCAUUUUCGAAGAUCCGUUGGAUAUUGAUUAUACUCACCGGUCACUCUUUGUAAGUGUAUAUCUAUCUGAAGUUCUUGGAAAAAACGUCUUACCAUCGGAUAAAACAAUUAUUGACGAAUUUCUGACAUCUCUACAAAUACACUCCCUGGGAGUUUAUCUUUAUUGCGCACUUUGGCGCGUGACAAUGUUGUCCAUAGAGGGAAUCCAGCUAUUUCCUAAAUUUAUCGAUUUCGCUAAAGCACAGUAUCAAUUAUAUAAAAAUCAGUUGAAAAAACUUAUAGAGAAUGGAGUAAUAUCCGAAGAUGGUGUUGGUACAUGUUGA